AUGGAUGGGCUGCUGCGCACCUUUCACGCCAGCCUGGCGGACGCCGGCUUGGCACAGCGCCGCGAGGCAGCGCUGGUGGCGCGGAGCGCAGAGCGCAGCAAGCUGGGCUACAAGCAGGAUGGCCAGGUGGCCUGGGACCGCGUGGAGCAGCUGGUGGAGGCGGACGUCACCUUCCUGCGGGCUCGGCUGAAAGCGCCGCCCAUCUGGGAUCCUGAGCUCCACACGCGGCUCAGGCGCUUCGCGGCGGGGGGUGGCACCGUGGCCUUGGCCGGCCAACGCAAAGACGUUCUGCUGCCGGGCGGGGCGCUGGAGUACAGCGGUGCUCUGGAGGGCGAGUGGCUGACGCUGCUCACCGGGGAGGCAGCGGGCCGUUUACAGACCUCCGCCUUUGUCUGGGUCUACCGCUUCGGCCGCGCCGCCGCGUGCUGCGCGCAGCUGGCGGCCCACCCGGCACUGGCGGGCCCCGAGCUGCGGGCGGCGCUGGUGUGCAGGAAGCCUGACGUCGACCCUGUCCUGGGCAUGCAGGUCUUUCUUGCCGCCACCUGGCGGGGCGGGCCGGUGCCCACAGGUCAGCCGCUGACGUGGGGUAUGGAGGGCAGCUACCCCUGCGUCCCAGCGAGGGAGCGAAGCGAGGGGCCGGCGCUGCGCUUCUCCUGCCGGCUGGCGGAUUUGGCAGGGCUUGAUGAGGAGGGCGACACUGGCCUGCGGCGCAGCGUGAGCCCCCGGCGCAGCCAGCGCAGCGCGCGCAGCGGGAGCCCCCAAAGAGCGCCCGCCAAGCCGGCGCCGAAGAAAAGGCCUGCAGAACCAGCUUCCCACAAGAUGCUUUUGGAGUCAGAUGUGACAGCUGCACUUGCUGCCGCGCGGAAGCUGAUGAAGAAGGAAUUGGACCAGGUCUUGCACCCGCCCACGUCCUCUUCGCCCUCUGCGCCCGCUGCGCCCUCUGCGCCUGCUGCGCCCUCUGUGCCCUCUGCGCCCUCGCCCUCCGCGCCCUCUGCGCCCUCCGCGCUCCGGAGCCCUCCGGACCUGGAAGUCCAACAAGGACUUCUGCACCUUGCCAGCGGGGUGGAGUGCAGGGCGCUUGUACAUAGCGGGGACAAGGUGUCCAUUUGCCUGGCGGUGAAGCCGGACUACACGCUGAGCAUUCAGGCGGCGGGCGAGUCCAAAUUUGUACCUCUGACCGACGUUGAGGAGGUGGCCUUUGGGGAAAAGGCGCUGCCGCUGCUCAGGGGCUGCCUCAGCCGGAAGCCGCCGAGCCGGAUCUGCGCGCUGAAGAUGCGGAACGGGAACAGCCUGGCGCUCCUGCCAGCGCAGCUGGCGCCGGACCUCUUCGUCCGCGCGCUGCAGCAGCUGCUGGAGGGUGCCAGAGCCGCCCCCCGCGCGAGCGCUGCAGGCCCUAUGAAGCGGCCCUCCGGCGGGCGAUCAGGAGGGGCAUCGCCUGGGUCGCCUGCGAUGCCUGCUGGUCAGCCAGAGGACCGCGAGGAGCAGCCCCGCAGCCCCGCAACCACAAUGUCGCAGCCAGAAGGGCCAGACGAGCUGGACAGAAGGCCGUCACAACCGACGCGGCGCUGCAGCUCUGGGACGUUGAAAGAGGCUCAAGGCUUGUUCCUGGACGCCCGCAUCGACACACCGCACAUAGCUUCUGGCCCACCCGCCAGGGCAGCGGCUGCAGUGGCUAGCCAGCCCCUGCAGGUGCGCCUUGCCAGCGCAGAGCAUGGCCCCGUCACUUUGCCGGCGCGCCCCCUAAGCCCUCUUCGCUCACCGCGCCCGUGUGUGGCUGCACCGGCUGCGUCAAUGCCGGCUCAGCUGGCCGUGCCAGCUGUGCCGGUCACCUCAGCUGCUGCUGCAGCUGCGGCUGCUUCGACUACGUCGCGGCUGGUGUUGUCACCUCCGCCGCGGGUGCUGGUGCCUCAGCGGCACUUCUCGCCGGUGACUCAGCCGGCUGUGCAUUGGGCCCACUUUGCGCAUUCACCGCAGCUCUCCAGGUCGCCACCGCCGCCUUGGAGGCUGGCUGCAGAGGGACCGAUCAUGCUGCGGCAGUGA
Molecule: messenger RNA, 2040 nt
Organism: Effrenium voratum
Lineage: Eukaryota; Dinophyceae; Suessiales; Symbiodiniaceae
Source: the annotation of a GenBank genome assembly